Molecule: messenger RNA, 408 nt
Organism: Parascedosporium putredinis
Lineage: Eukaryota; Fungi; Ascomycota; Sordariomycetes; Microascales; Microascaceae
Source: the annotation of a GenBank genome assembly
AUGGACUUCGCUCCAUAUCAAUCGUCUCCCCGGAGACCGGCCGGCCCUCCUUCUCCCCGUAAGCGAGCAGCGCUCGCCCCGCGGUCCUACCCCUCCGCCGAUGCAUACAGGGAAGGCGUGAGCGAGUUCGACACGAGUCUGGGCAUCCGUCUCGACUAUGAAGCUGCUCUUGCGAACAGCGAUUACGUGAGAUUCCACGCUUGGCAGGCCGCCCUAAUCUUUACGGCAAUUCUCAUCUUCCACAUUGUCUUCUCCUGGUCGAGCUUCCUGAGCUGGGUCUUCUUCCUCGCCGAUCUCGCGCUGAUGGCAUUCCUUGCUCUCCGAGCAUAUCAAGAUGCGGACACGUUAGAUAGGUACGAAGUACCAUUCUUUGGUCAAAUCGCUGGCAGAUUCCUCGAUGACGAAUGA